Molecule: messenger RNA, 1287 nt
Organism: Aspergillus campestris IBT 28561
Lineage: Eukaryota; Fungi; Ascomycota; Eurotiomycetes; Eurotiales; Aspergillaceae
Product: chromo domain-containing protein
Exons: 7
Coding region: 120-809 (229 amino acids)
Biological process (GO): chromatin organization; negative regulation of transcription by RNA polymerase II
Cellular component (GO): nucleus; pericentric heterochromatin
Molecular function (GO): chromatin binding
Source: RefSeq, a predicted model, not a curated record
GUUUAUUCCCCAAUGCUCGUCCUGGUACUUUCAUCUUAACUGUGCUUAUAGUGUGCUUUGUGCUUUAAUCCGCCAAGUUGUUUUCAAAGCUGUUGAGCCUCGUCUCUCCUUCCCGGACAAUGCCUCCACCGUUGGAAGACGUUUCGGACAGCGAGUCCACCGGCGACUCGAUCCCUUUCAACAGCGCCGCGGAGAGCAAGGAUCGCGACGUGGCAAUGGAGGACAAUGAUGAGGACGGCGACGGAGAGGAGGAGGAGGAGGAGGAGGAGGAGGACAUGUUCAUCGUGGACAAGAUUGAGGGACAUGAGUUUGCGAAAAACGGCGCUCUCUUGCUUCUAGUCAAGUGGAAAGACUACGAAGACCCCGCCGACCGAACAUACGAACCGGAGGAAAACCUGGAGGGCGCGAAAGAUGCCGUCGACGAGUACUAUCGCAAACUGGGGGGCCGACCCCAGAAACCCGAGCCGAAGAAGCGAAAAUCUAUGGGAGGACGGCCGCCGAAGUCUGCAGCAGUGAAGCAAGAGAAGCCAGAGCCUAAGCGACAAAGAAAGUCGCGGGGCGCCGUCGAGGACGAACCCGCCGAAAACAACGACACACCCAACUGGAUGCCCAAGUCCAAGAACUGGGAGAAAGAGGUCAAGAGCGUCGAAACGAUUCUUCGCGACGCUGAAACAGACGGCUUAGUCGCGUUCUUACUUUGGGAGAAUGGGAAGAAGUCCAAGGUGUCCAUCGAGAUGUGUUAUGAUCGGUGCCCGAGGAAGAUGCUCCAAUUCUAUGAAUCACACCUUGUUUUCAAGGACGAGUCUUAGCGACGUGCGCCUGCGGAAUCUAUGCUGAGUUGGUUUUUAUAGCGACCUAGGACCAAUUCUUUAUUCAUUUAUUGGCAAGGUAGUCAUUGCAUUUACAACAUAAUGUCCGAAGGCCUUAGCGCUUGAAGGGUGUUCUUGACGGAGUUUUAGGCUAAUAGGUCGCGUUAUAUGAUCUGUAAGAUUAUACACCCAGGAAUGGGGUUCCAGCCAUGGUGGCUGUGUGGCAUUGCUCGACGGGAAAGUGCAGAAAAACCACAGAAAACAGGCCUCAGACACAAGGAUGGAGGCUUACAUCCUUAGUGAUCGUGGGGCCAUAUUCUUAUCUUUCAUCAUUACCAGGUCUUCUCUAUCUCCCUAUUUCAUUUCUGACUGCUGGCAAUGUUGAUUUUUCCGGGUUUCUACGCUAUCUUUAUGUAUUUUGAUUUUGAUACUCCUGUUGUUGUACAUCCUCAACGUCGUAUUUGAUAUUAUUAUUAUU